This is a messenger RNA of Gadus morhua (Atlantic cod), 7111 nucleotides long. RefSeq names its product centrosomal protein of 170 kDa protein B. Gene Ontology annotation, molecular function: protein binding. The record is from RefSeq and is a predicted model, not a curated record. The transcript is spliced from 19 exons. NCBI's taxonomy places the organism in Eukaryota, Metazoa, Chordata, Actinopteri, Gadiformes, Gadidae. The coding region runs from base 249 to 5228 and encodes 1659 amino acids.
CAGAGAGGGAGGUGUUGACUGUGUUGGUGGUGGCGGAGGAGGAGGAUGUUUCGCUCCAGUUGUCAUUCCUUGGGAAAUAAUAAGGAGGCGUGAUCUCGACUUACCUGUUCGCAGCAGCAGGAGCGUUUCGGAGCUCCAGGUUCCUGAACUGCGUCUGUUCCUGUGAGAUAGGAACCCUGGCGUCGCUACAGCGGAAGGUGGAGCUGGCCUUGAAGGAGGCUAAAAAGGCUUUGAGUGGUGGCUCCAAAAUGAGUGUGACAUCAUGGUUCCUGGUGAGCAGCUCUGGCACACGCCACCGGUUGCCACGGGAGAUGAUCUUCGUGGGUCGUGAUGACUGCGAACUGAUGCUGCAGUCGCGCAGCGUGGACAAACAGCACGCCGUGAUCAACUACGACUCCAACACGGACGAGCACAUGGUGAAGGAUCUGGGCAGCCUGAACGGGACGUUUGUGAAUGACCUGCGAAUCCCCGAACAGACCUACAUAACCCUCAAGCUCUCUGAUCUCGUUCGCUUCGGCUAUGAUGACCAUGUGUACAUCCUGGAGAGGAGUCAGCACAAGGUGCCAGAAGAGGCCCUGAAACAUGAGAAAUACACCAGCCAGCUGCAACUGGGCCUGAAGGCCCUGGAGGCUAGGAGGAAAGAGAAACCGCAACCGCAAAAGCACAAGGACACUUCUAAUGGCACGCCGCUAGAACGGGUGGAACGCAAGGCCUACUCCGCCACAGCGACCUCUGACAGUCCAAUAUCCAAGCCUACUCCUCUGUACGGACAGCCUUCUUGGUGGGGGGAGGACGAAGACCCUGAUAACAAACCGGAGAACAGUGGUGGAAAGCAGCCGGACCAGGAGUCCACAGAGCCCGCCAUCAGAGACCUGCCCAGAGAGGGAGUCAAUGGCUCUCUGUCCGAAAGCACCGGCAAGGCCGCGUACGCGUACCGCCGCGAGCCCAGCUACUUUGAGAUCCCCACCAGAGAGUCCCAACAGCGGACCGCCAAAACCCCAGAGGAGGGCGUGGUGCAGGAGGUGCCCACCAAGGACACCCCUGACCCCGCCCUUACCCCAUGUGACCCCUCCACCCCCACCCCCCCGGUGGUCCAGAGCCACGCCUCUUUCACCAUUGAGUUUGACCAGGGCACCCCUGGCAAGAUCAAGAUCAAGGACCACAUCACCAAGUUUUCCCUGCGCCAGCAGCGCAAGUUCCCCCCGAAGGAGGCGGCCGCCCCAUCCGAGGUGGUCUCGUCCGAGAGCAAGGUGGCGGAUUGGCUGGUGCAGAGCAACGUCAGCAUGAUGAUGAGGAGGCGGUCCCACACAGAGGACGACUACAGCACUCAGAGCGACCAGUCGCUUCAGAAGACCACCAAAGGCCACCGGCACAAUGACGGAACCCUCAGUGAUUCGGAACGACCCUCAAGCAUUGCAAACGAUCUCAACCAGGCACAGGCUUUGAUUCCCCAGAAGGGCUCCCCUCCCCAACGCUCCUCCCCCAACCGCAUCGCCCCGCCCCGCCCCGACGACCCCCUCGCCUCUGCGGGGUCUCACUCCCCGCCGACUCCGGGAGAGAGCUGCCCUCACCAGCCCGACCUCAACGACAACCUGACGAAGAAGCGCUCCUCCAAGUCGGUUGUCCACGACGCUCCCCCGGCGGAAGCCUCGGCCACGCCGGGGAACACCAGGAGAGCAGAGCGGCAGGCUCCCUCUGCAGCCGCCGGCCCUCCCGUCUCGGAGAGGUACACCGUCCCCCUGAAGAACCACAACGCGGCGACGGGCUUCGUCCGAGCCGGCUCUCUGAGACGGGAGAAGACGGAGUACCGCAUCAGCACCAGCUUCUCCUCGCGCUCCGCCUCCUCCGCCUCGGUCCGGCCCUUCGCUAGCGUGGGCCGCCGAUCCAAACUCGCCCAGGACUACAACGCUGAGUUCCUCAAACGGAGCGCCGCCACCGCCGCCGUCGCCAACGGGGAGAAACCCCCGUCCGGCUCCACCCGAGACCGCCCGCCAGGGACGGAGGCGCCCCCGGACUCCCCUCCCUGGAGCCGAGCCGGCACGCCUGCGGCCCCGGAGCCCCACCUGGUCCAGGCGUCCUCUCCUAUCCACCAGCCCGUCCCCCUCGUGGCCCCGCGGAUGUCCCGGGCCCCCCGGGGAGCGGAGGAUAAGCCGGCCCCGCGAGCAGCCCCCCGGGCCGAAGAGGAGGACAACCUCAGCGACGCCGGGACGUACACCAUCGAGGACGAAGCCCAGGACAAAGAGGUGGAGGAGGCCCGGAGUCUGAUCGACCAGGUGUUUGGCGUGCUAGAGAGCCCAGAGCAAAGCCAGUCGACCGAAGCAGACACGUCGGCGGCAUGUAGGCCCGAUAGUAUUGAGUGCGUGGAGCAGCGUAGGCAGAGUAGCAGUGAGGUGCUGAGGCCGUACCCAGAACAGGGAGAGGGUCUGGGACAGAGGGCCCCAGUGUCCCAGGCAGCCCCCAAGUGGAUGUCGCGCUGGGCGAGCCUGGCGGACAGCUACACAGAGAGCCAGCCUUCCCCUGGGGACAGCCCCGCCCUGACGCAGCAGCCAGGAGGAGCAGGCGGCGUUCCAACAUUCCCCGAUACGACGCUCCACAACGAGUCGGGCGGCUCCAGCACCCGCCGGGCCCUGCCCAAAGCGCCUCUGAGCGAGUCGGGCGACGCCCCGGAUCCCAGCGGCCGCGUCCGCUACGCCAUGCAGUCCACCUUCGAGGUGGUGGACCCGGGCUCGGGGAGCGGCAUGCAGCCCCCCGGAUCGGCCCCGGACCCCCGGGACGACCUGGAGCCCGACAGCCUCAGCGACGCCAGCCGGUCCGACGACGGCUCGGUGGUGGAGACGAGGCCCGCCCCGUCGACGCCGGACGCCGCCCCGAGGAGCGACGGCGUCGACUCGCCCCGCCUCCCGGCCAAGUCCACGUCUUUCUACGUGGGCUCGGAGGAGGACUCGGGUCCCUGCACCCCCAAGGCCGAGAGGAAGCCCAACCCCAGGCUCUUCUCCACGGCCACCCUGACCAAACAGAGAGGCAGCCUGGACGCCGGGAAGCUCAAGCCCAACGCCUCGGCUCCCCUGCUGGACCGGGGGAGGUCGCCGAGCCCAGGCAGUCCCGAGUCCAGACACAGCGCCUCGGCGGCCCUGAUCAGGCAGGAGAGCUUCACCAAGGAGUGCCCCAGCAACACCAGACUGCCCCACAUCUCCACCAAGCCGGAGGACGGAUCCCCGCGAGCCCUCCACCAGGACACCCACUCUUACCUCAAAGACACCGAGGAUCUCCUGGCUUCCAUGGAGGCCAAGCUCCACGCGUUCCAGCCGUCGGUCGCUAAGCCUCCUUCAGCGAUGGACUCUCUGUCCGGGGAGUCGGACAUCGACACCUCCAGCACCGUCAGCCACCACAGCAACAAACCAAACUCGAGCGCCGCCCCGGCUAACGGUAUCCACAGGGAGCGCUCGUCGGCCAGCACGGCCAGCCAGGACUCCAACCGCCUGUCCUCGGCGUCCGAGCAGCUGUCGGAGAGGCGCCACGCCAGGGGGCGGGACGUCAGCAGCGGCAGAACGGAGAGGGGCUCCGUCGCACGGCGGCGCAGCGUGAGCAGAGGCGGCUCGAUGGACCUGAGCGACGACGCCCAGGGCUCCAGCCUGCCGUACUCGGACCAGGAGGGCGGCAGCCGCCACCACCCGGGCAGGAAGUACACGGUGCCGCUGAAGAAGGAGGACGGUGGCGGCAAAGGCUCCCAGGCGCUGAGCCGCUCCAGCAGCCUGUCGGCCCCCAGGGCCACCAGGGCCUCCAUGCUGCGCCGGGCUCGCCUGGGGGACGCCUCCGACAACGAGGCCUCGGAGACGGACCGGCUGGCCAAGGAGGCGGCCUCCAAGCAGAGCAAGGAGGCCAAGAGGUUAACCCGGCUGGACAUGCUGGCCAUGCCUCGCAAGAGGACCAGCUCCUUCAACGCGCCCAGCGACACGGAGGCCUCCGUCCUACCCCCGGUCUCCAGCAGGUCCACGGGGUUCUCCAACCGAAGCACCGAGUCCAGCAGCGGCUCCACACGCAAGGCCUCGGUUUCGGGGCCCAAGCCGGCGCCCCAGAAGGGAGCGCUCACCAGGACGCCAAUCACCCGAGGACGCCCGAGCAGCGCCAAAUACACCAGCAGCACAGCCAGCUCCAGGAGACGGCAGAUGGGUUGCGACUACGCGUCCACCUCGGAGGACGAGUGCGACUUCAAAGACGCCAGCCCGGCUAAACACACACACAACCGCUCCCAACCUUCCCCAGCUCGCAACAGUAGCGUGACGCGCGCCCGCUCGCGGCCCCCGCCCCAGGCGAUGGUGGCCCUGCGGCCGAAGAGGCCCGGCCGGGACUCUGAGGAGGAGAGCCAGGAGGGAGAGGCCCUCCACAGCUGGUCCAACCACAGCGCUGAGAUCGCACGGUUGAGCCAGGACCUAGCCAAAGACCUGGCGAUCUUGGCCAGAGAGAUCCACGACGUGGCCGGGGAGGGGGAGCCCCCGAGCUCGGCCACGGAGGCACAGGUCCCCGACGCCACCAUGACGGCCCACGAAGAGGUACCCCGCACAGCGUCCAAGACCCCCGCUAGACAUCCUGCCAGCGCUCCAGACAGUUUUUGUAUAGCCCUUAGUCCCAGAUACAGUCUCAAAGGGCUGGUUAAGCACAUUCCAGAGGCAGGGCUCAAUCACCAGAGAGGUCCUCCAAGCCCUACGACUCCCAAACACCUCGACCAGAACACUGGGGACCACAAACACAACAACACAAACCGGCCUCGCAACAGAGAAGAGGAUAUAGCUGACCAGCUGAUGUUGAAUCCCGUGACUCAGAUUUCCCUUGUCAUCAGACAGAACACUGACCAGCUCACGGAGAAACUCAAGGUGCGCUUCCAGGAUAGGAUGGAUCUUUGGGAGGAGGUCGAGGCCAAACUCACUCGGGAUAACCACAUCCCCGUCGUCAAAAGCUCUAACAAGGAGGUCGCAUCCAUUCUGAACGAGCUCAGGAGAGUUCAAAGACAACUCGAAGUCAUCAACACCAUCAUGGAACCCAGCAGGAGGCCUGAGCAGGACAAGUCCUCCGCACGCCCCACCGCUGCAGCCCGCUCGUCGAGGGCCGACCCCCGGGACUGGAGGACCACCCACUCGGCGUCUCACCGCGGCGGAGGGAACAGGCCCGGGGAGAGCGUGAGGAGGACUGCCGUGACCCCCGAUGACGCCAGAGAUGGAUAUGUGGUUUGAGGUUCCGAUACCAAGGGAGCGGUUCCUCCUUUUUACUCGCCACACUGCGCUUCUUUCGCCGUCGCCACCGCAGACCUCCUCAAAACCCCCUGCUACAGGUGUAGGAAAGCACCGCUGGGGGGGAAGUGAGAGUCGCUCCCCCGGACAGCUGCAUGUUAAAACAACACCGCACACGAGGGGUGACAAGGCCUGCAGCAAACAUGUGGACAUGGCGCAAUCAAUGGAGGAAAGACGACAACGUUAACCGUCACGCGUGUUUGUGUGUCCGUGCCAUGUUACCUCCAUCCCCCUUUUGUUUUCUAAAGGGGCUUCAAAACUAUACUUGAUUUAUCUGACAUGGUGUCAGUUGCCAGUGACGCUGCCUUGCACAGCACAAACACUACAUGAUUUAAAAACCAGCGUGAAUGUAAUCAACUCUUGCACACAAAGCAGCAAUCACCUGCUAGGGCUGUUGUAAUCGAUAUAGAGAUGUUUUAUAGUAGUACCAUUUUUGUGGAAUAUUUCUUUGCGGAACACGUAUACUAUUUUUCGAUUGUAAAAAGUAUUUAUUGUGCUACUUUAAGCUCUGAACAUAUGUCAAUUUAUAAGAGAAUUUGAUAAACGAAUAGACAGUAAUCGAAAUGUAUCUAAAAUAGUGCCAGACCACAGAUUUCUACAUGAUCUGACAAAAAAACAUGAAUGCAAUGGGUUCUCUUCAGAUUAGGGGUCUACUUUGCAUGCAGCAUUUCCGUUUCUCUCCCAGGCUGCGGUGAAAUUCUCUGUGGAAUGUGGGGAUGAGAGGAAUGAAGAAGCUUAACGUUAGACUCGAACACGGAUGUUUAGUCACAAGGCAACAGCAAUCCCCACAAGCCUCUCAGGCAUUCCUCAGCUCCACCACUUGGAACAAGAUGGCUUUUGCUUUCAGCCUGCAUCUGGUAUCGUUUCUUUUAUAGUAAUAGGGAUUAUUAUUUGUUAUAUUUGACAUACAACACAAUUAGUGGCACAAAGAUUUGGCCAAAGGUAGUGUUGGAAAAUAUUCUCAGGCAUCCCAUAUUCUCUUUCCUAGUGGCUCUCCGAGCAUUUUCUCUCUCACACACACACACACACACACACUCACACUCACACUACAUCUAAACUCAAACAUAAGUUUCACCCUUAAGGGUUACUUUGGCCAGAAUUGUCAUGACAGAGAUUUUCUACACCAUGUGUCUCACUUGAAUGUGGGCCAACAGUUAAUAUGAUUUUUUUGUGUCUUUAUUGGUCGGAUUGGCAUUAAAUGUCAUUUAACUCUAACGUUACCUCUCUUGAUUGCACUAAUGUAAGAUUCCACUUGGCUUCAUAGAGUGAACUUCCAAGUAAAAGCCACUAUGCCAAUUCUUUGUGAGGAAGUUUCAUUUCCCAAUCAGAACAUGAUCUUUGUUGUUAUGAUUGAAGGCAGCAGGGGGCACGAACACAUGCUUUCAACUUCCCAAAAUUGUUUCGUCCACCUACAUAUGAUUCUAAUUUGGGUUUCCUCUAAAUAUUUCAAAGCAUUUUUGGCAUUGUUUAUGACUGUACUUGCCAUCAUUGUUUACAAAUGAGAUGAGCAAAAGAAUGACAGACAUUUGUAUUGCUCUGCUCUGACUCAAUGCUGCUAUUUCUACUUGGGAGAGAUGGUGCCCGCAAUUUUUUCAUCUACACAAUGGAAAUAGGCGGAGAUUGAACUCAGCCUCGUUUAUGUAAAUCCGUUCUACAUCCACUUUAGGCCCACUUUUGUACUUCACUGGCCGUUUCUUGUCCGUCAACCUUGAACUUGUUAUCUUUAAUGUUUAGUUUUUUUGAUGUCCUUGAUAAUUAAGAUCUGGUUACACACUUUCUUCCUUGAAAUACCCUUUUUUCAAAUAAAUAAUUAUUAAAUCGGUUAA